Messenger RNA from Paramisgurnus dabryanus, 10248 nucleotides. The record is from RefSeq and is a predicted model, not a curated record. Lineage: Eukaryota; Metazoa; Chordata; Actinopteri; Cypriniformes; Cobitidae.
CACAAACGUAUUGCGAAUCGGUUCGAACGAGUCAUUCGAAAGAACCUGAUCACGAGAAUCAUACUUGGAGAGUGUAGCUGUUUUAAGGGGCUGCUGUGGAUUCUACUGAUGAUAUGGAGACUCUUGCCAUCCAGAGACACUGAUCGUGCAACUUUACUCGUCCGCUCAGACGGAUAACGCGCGUUCAUGGCUGCUCUGCUGUCAUAUUAACAACUUCAAACAUGUCCAAGAGCUGCAAGAAGAAAAGUCACUGGACCAACCGAGUCCACGAAGUUGUGCUGUCCAGGGGUCUGACUGGUAAACUCGGGUUCGAGCUGCAGGGAGGCGCGGAGAAUGGACAGUUCCCCGUUAUUGGGGAAGUGAAACUCGACAGGGUCAAACUGAACCAGGACGAGUUACUUCUGGAAGUGAAUGACAUUCCAGUAGCCGGACUAACCAUCAGGGAUGUGUGGGCUGUGGUCAGACACUGUAAAGAUCCAGUCCGCCUUAAGUGUGUCAAACAAGGAGGUGUUGUGGAUAAAGAUCUCAGGCAGUAUCUCAACCUUCGUUUCCAGAAAGGCUCUUUGGACCACGAGCUACAACAAAUCAUCCGGGACAACCUUUAUCUUCGCACCGUACCCUGUACAACCAGGCAGCCUAAAGAAGGAGAGGUUCCAGGAGUGGACUAUAAUUUUGUGACUAUUGAGCGGUUUGUGGAGCUGGAGAAAAGUGGAGCUUUACUAGAAAGUGGAACUUAUGAAGAUAACUAUUACGGCACACCCAAGCCACUUGCAGAGCCCGGCCCACUACUGCUGAAUGUAGCGGAGCAGCUGUUGCCCGGUGCCACACCCAGAGCAGAGGGCAAACGCAGACGCAACAAGUCCGUCAGCAACAUGGAAAAGGCUGGCAUCGAGCCGCCCGAGGAGGAAGAGGAAGAGAAGCCCGUCGUCAAUGGCAACGGAGUGGCCAUCACCCCAGAGUCUAGUGAACAUGAAGACAAGAGUACAGACGCAUCAGGAGAAAUGCCCAGCACAUGCCCCUCCGAGACCCCUACAGAUGCGCCCAAAGAAGAACUUGAACCCUCUAAACCGCCCCCCAAACCAGACGAGAACGAUGAGCUGGGUCCUUUGCCGGAUAACUGGGAGAUGGCUUACACUGAGAAGGGAGAGGUCUACUUUAUAGACCACAAUACAAAGACAACGUCGUGGUUGGACCCCCGGCUGGCAAAGAAAGCAAAGCCUCCUGAAGAAUGCAAAGAGAAUGAGCUUCCGUAUGGCUGGGAGAAAAUCGAUGACCCUAUUUAUGGGACCUACUACGUUGAUCACAUAAACCGAAGGACUCAGUUUGAGAACCCCGUUCUAGAGGCCAAGAGAAGAGUCCAACAACAGCAGCAGAUGCAGAGUCAGGGCUUGUCAUCUCUACCCCUACCUACAGUCUACAGAGUGGAGGAGAGUCCCUCCUCUGCCACCUUACCCAGGGCCAGACUGGCAUACGUGGGUCCCGCUCCUGAGCGCUCUCACAGUCUCACUGACCUGUCCGAGGCCCCCCUGUACCGGGCUGGUGUGUUUGGAAUGCAUGAGAAGCCUCUGUUCACGCGGGACCCCACGCAGCUGAAGGGCAGCUUCCUGUCGACAGCUCUGCAGAAAAGCAACAUGGGAUUUGGCUUUACUAUCAUCGGCGGUGACGAGCCGGACGAGUUCCUACAGGUCAAGAGUGUCAUCCCGGAUGGGCCUGCAGCUCAGGAUGGGAAAAUGGCUACAGGUGAUGUGAUUGUCUACAUCAAUGACGUUUGUGUCCUGGGCACCACCCACGCCGAUGUUGUCAAGCAUUUCCAAUCAGUCCCAAUUGGUCAGAGCGUAACCCUUGUCCUGUGCAGGGGCUACCCGCUUCCUUAUGACCCGGAGGAUGCAGCCAGCACCCUAAUUUCACCUCUUGGUCUCAUUGAGCGCCCUCUACUUGUCAAUGGGCGGAAUAGCUACGACAGUUACAUGGAGUACAUCUCCCGCACUGCGCGAUUCGUGGACCCUUUCCAAACUUCGUUGGGGCCACCUCACCCUGGAGACACCCACUUGGAUGCCGGUCCAUUAGAAGAUAGCGUCUCCAUGGCAUCAUCCGGAGCAACCGGAGGAGAGCUGUUGACGGUUACCAUGGUAAAGGGGUCCGAUGGUUUUGGAUUCACCAUCGCAGACAGCAGCGGAGGACAGCGAGUAAAGCAGAUUCUGGAGGCUCAGGGAUGCCCGGGGCUGUGCGAGGGCGAUCUGAUUGUGGACAUUAACCAGCAACACGCGCUGACACUAUCGCACACGCAGGUGGUGGAGCUGCUGAAGGAGUGUCCGGUUGGGGCAGAGGCCACGUUGGUCGUACAGAGAGGCGGUGCAGGUCACUUUUCACCUUGGAAGGCCUCUAAACAGGUUUUGGAACAUUGGGAUUCUCACAGCAGUCCUACGGCCAGUCUAUCUAUCCAUGCUCUUCCCCACAGUGUCCCUUAUCUACACUGGCCCAUAGGUCCAGAGUUUGACCUGAGCAAACCAGACCCAUAUGACCUGUAUGAGAAGUCCAGGGCUGUCUUUGAGACUAGGCAGCCAGGUCUUCCUCGACCAGCCCUCUCAGCUGACCCCUCCGCAGCAGAGUUUCAGGAGGUGGAGGUUCACCUGCGCAGGCAGAAGUCCGGUUUCGGCUUCAGGAUCCUGGGUGGAGAGGAACCAGGACAGCCUGUGAGUCCGGAGGCUCAGGAGAAGAUCCUGAUCGGUGCAAUCAUUGAGAAGAGCCCAGCAGAUAAAGAUGGACGCCUCCGACCCGGAGAUGAGCUCAUGUCCGUUGACGGAAUCCCUGUGGCAGGAAAACCUCACCGUUAUGUCAUCGACCUGAUGCACGGUGCGGCCCGGACCGGCCAGGUCAAACUAACUGUGAGACGGAGAGUUCAGGCCACAGGUGAACCCUUUCCAGUGAAUGGCCGGAGUCCUGGGUCCACCCAGCAUAGCUCUCCCAGAAGUGACUUCAACUCUAGAAUUAUCUCGAAUAACUCUACCCCAUGCCAGAACUCUGCCCCAUCCACCACAGGCUCCUCCCCACCAGACACAGUAGCCAAUCAGAAUUCACAGCCCAGUGAUGUCACCAUCCAGCGCAAGGAGAGCGAAGGAUUCGGAUUUGUUAUUAUCAGUUCGCUAAACAGGCCCGAAACAGUGUCUGCUGCUGCUGUGCCACAUAAGAUCGGACGGAUCAUUGAGGGAAGUCCUGCAGACCACAGUGGGAAAUUGAAGGUUGGAGAUCGCAUACUGGCCGUCAACAAUCAGUCUAUCGUCAAUAUGCCGCAUGCCGACAUAGUCAAACUGAUCAAGGACGCGGGACUCAGUGUCACACUCAGGAUCAUCCCUCAUGAGGAGACAAACAGCACGCCAUCUGCAGGCAGUUCAGAGAAACAGAGCCCUAUGGCUCAGCCCAGUCCAGUGUGCCAACCCAGCACUGUGAACCAGACCAGUGCCCCUCCUCAACCCAACUCCACUCCCCAGUCCAACUCUGCACCUCAAACCAACUCCACAACUGAGCCUAUCUCAGAAGCACAACCGAGCUCUGUCACUCAAACCAGCCCAGCCAAUCAGCCCAGCUCAGUGAUCCAGCAAAACAUGCCAACCCAGCCAUCAGCAGUGCCAGGACAGAUCUACAGCCACGACAGUGGCUACAGGUCGGAGGUUAAAGCAAGACAGGAUGUGAAACCCGACAUUCGUCAGACGUUUACCGAUUACCGUCAGCCCCCGGUGGACUACCGGCACCCACCAGUAGCAGACUACAGACAGCCCCCAACGCUUGACUACAGACAUCCUCCAUUGCUUGACUACAGACAGCUGUCCACUGACCCACGUACCUUUCCUUUACCUGACUACAGGAUGCACCAGGAUUUUGAUUUCUUUACGGUUGAGUUGGAAAAAGGCAUGAAAGGAUUUGGUUUCAGUAUCCGUGGAGGCCGUGAGUAUAAAAUGGACCUGUUUGUUCUACGAUUGGCCGAAGAUGGACCAGCCAUACGCAAUGGAAGGAUGAGGGUUGGAGAUCAGAUCAUUGAGAUAAAUGGUGAGAGCACGAGGGAUAUGACGCAUGCUCGGGCUAUUGAGCUUAUCAAAUCGGGCGGCCGAAGAGUUCGCCUGCUGCUCAAAAGAGGAACAGGGCAGGUCCCUGAGUAUGAUACUCCCACCCCCUGGGAUGCUCGCACUACAACCUCCCCAAGUUUGUCGGAAGUAGCACCGCCCCUCGAGAGCUUAUCCAAUCCAUCGGCUUCUUUUCAUGUGAACCUGCCCACCGACCCACCUCAUACAUUGUCCUUGGAAACAGCGGUUCCUGACUGCUUCCAGGGUCCUAGAGGAACAGAAAGUAGGGCUCUGGAACAGUCCAGCAUUGGGAAGCGUUCAGCCCUGGCAGGUGGAGUUGGGGGUGGGGAUGGGACCAAGCACAGGGAAGGUAGCAGGACCAACCGGCGCUCCAGCAGAGGGAAGGGUCAGCAACAGCACCCCGAAGAACUUCCGGGAGAACCCUACCAACCCAAACCCCAAAAAAGCAGCCGGGGGAAGUCUAAGGAGCGCAGGAGGGAACGGAGCAAUACGCCCUCUCGGAAACGAGACUCGCCCAAAACUUGCCUCACUGACAGUAACGUCAACGGGGGAAAUGGAUGCUUAGAUGGUAGUAGCAACCAGCAAGGGUCUACGGUGCCACUCAAAGCCCUACCAAAGGAACCAGAGAAGGGACAAGCGGAGAGUCGUCCCAACCACAACUCCAAGAACAGCAGCAGCAGUGCAUCGGGCAGGAAGGCCACAGUAUCCCCAGGGCCUUGGAAGAUCCCAGGUUCAGACAAGCUACCCAGCACCUUGCGCUCAGCCACGUCCACCAUCAGCAGAUAACAUCUCACCCUAAUCGCUUUAUAUUUCGGUCUUGACCUCCAUCGCCUUCUCUUGGACCAAUUUUUGGCCACAGUUCACAUUGUUUAGCGACCAGCUGGGCUCAAUUGCUUUUCACAAGUUUGCUUUACUCUGUAUAGCCUAUUUUUAAUCCGGUACCAACCUCGCUCACAACGCUCCCUAAGGACUUUUCCAUGCAUUUCUAGACAAAGCAUUUUUUAUUUAUAUUUUAUUCUAAAUUAUUUUAAGCGAUAUGACACCCACCACCUUAAGAACUGGAAGCAUUCACUUCACAAAUGGAACCAUGGAAAGAUGAGUGAUGCAUGUAGCGUGCAAAUAAAACCCCAAACUGGUUUAAACUGUUGGGAAAAGCACCAAGACUUUCAGACUUACAUGCAUAAAGAACCACUUACUGACUUUAAACCACCACUGGUGGUCACAGCAAUUUUAUACACUUUGAGUAAAAAAAGAAGAAUAUUGAAGGACAUACAGGUUCUGUGUAACGAAAAUGAUCAAAACAAAAAUAUAUUAUAUGUGAGGACACUUGAACUCUGCCUUAAAUAAAGACUCUACUGACCUACAGAUGUCCGCAAUGAAGGGUCAGUAAAGUGAAUAUAGAAAUAGAUAUAUUAUAUGACUACAUAAAUGUGAGACUUAUUGUAAAUACAGUCUUUAUAAACCCAUGCAAGUCCAUCCUGGUGUAUUGACAUCAUACACACAUUCAAAGUUAGAAAAGUAUAAACAAGAAUUCAUUUCCCAUUCCACUUAAGGUGUAUUUUCACUGGAAGCAAAUUGAAUGCUGUUAAUCAAGUGUCUGUAUUGGUUCUUACUAGUAGCAUUAUUCAGCAGUAACAGGAGAGGAUCAAAUUAUUUUCACUGUCUGCACUCCAUUGGUUGUUCAACUCAACACCAGUGGUCGCUGUUACUCAUCUCGCCUCAGAUCACUAAUGCCCCGUUCACAUUAUAAGCGACACACUGACAAUGUGACACAUUAAUUUUAAUGCAGAGCUGGCGAUUUCUGGCAGCAGAAGAGACAGUGGCCAUUUGCAACUGGAUGGGCGAUGCAACAAAGUUAAAAAACCUUCAACUUUAUGCAAAUGAUUAGGGCACUACCAAUGGGAAUGAAGUGUAGAGUUCACGUCAUCUAUCUUUCGUCAGUUACUGCAGUGGAUGGUUACUCAUUUGUUUUUAAGGCCAGCAAGAAUUAGGAAUGUCUCCUAAUGACCUCAUUAAAACAAACAGGCGACACAUAGCGACAAAGUCGCUGGUAGUGCGCACGCAGCAUAAUAGCUAUGUUUAUGCAGUUUGCUGUAUAAGUGUGAAAGUCUCUUAAAAGAAUAGUUUACCCCAAAAAGAUAAUAAGGUCAUACUCACCCCUCAAGCCAUCCUAAGUGUAUAUAACUUGAGCCAAACACAGUCAGAGAUCUAUAAAAGGGCACCUAUGGUCAGGUUCACAAUUUUACAUUUCCUUUGGUGUGUAAAGGGGGUCGUACACCGGACGCUUAGCUCAGCGCUGCGUCGUUCUAAAAAAAAACAUAACACAUUGUUUUCUAUGAGUGUACGCCUGAUGGCGUCUGUCCGCUGUGACUCAGGGCACUGCUCAAAUCCCUGUCGCGCCACUCACAUAGUUUAACAUUAAAUAACAUCAGAUUUGUCCCAAAUCGUUAGGGAUUAACAUUGGCUGCUAAUAUUUGAAGUAGACGCUAUCUGACUAAGCUCGCGCUAUUUAAUGUGAACUUCCGGUGUACGAUACCUCCAAGUUGUCCUAGAUGCAGCGUUGAGCUGCGUGUCCGGUGUGCAACCCCCUUAAGUGUGUAUUAGUACGUUAACGAUAUGCAAAAGGUACAAACCCCAAAGUAAACGACACGAGUUAUCGUCUCCAACGUAAAUCUUUUUUCUUGGACUACAACAAACACACAGAUUGUAGGCAACAGUUUACUUCCUGGGAUUGGUGAUGUAGUAAAGAUCGACAUUAUUAUAAUUCCUCCCGUUUCGGACUCACAGCCUGUAAGUUAACUCCUGUUAGCACUGCAUUGUGACCGAAUCUUUCAAACAUGGUAAAGAGCGUCACAUUUCCAGCUGACGUCAUAGGAAUUCAGGCGAAUCACAAUGUACACAUUAGCUGGCCAAUCAGGGGCACAGCGCUUUUCAAAUCGAUGAGUUUUGUACAAAAUGCAUGCGUUUCAGGAAGAGAGUGAAAUCUGGAGCUACAAAAAUGAACGGUAUGUGGAAUAUAAUGUGUUUUUUAAACCAUAAAACAUGCAAACACAUUGUAUUAUACCAAAUACGUAAAAUAACGUGGUUUUUAGCAAUGAAAUAGGUGCACUUUAAAUAAUAUCCUGGCUCUUUUCAGCAUUAUAAUGCCAUUGGAUGGUACCCCAUUUUUAAAGCUCCAAAAAGUGCACCCGUGCAUUAAAAACUAAUGUACAGUUGGCAAAGUUCGCGAGAGAGUUGAAAUCAGGUGGAAAUCUGAGGACUUCUGACCCAAUGUUACAAAAUCCCAUCACGUCAUCUAAGAAGACAUUUAUGGAGCUUUACCUGACCAAGGCUCAACCUGACCAAGUGUCGAGGUGUCCUUGAGCAAGACACCUAACCCCAGCUACUCCCGAUGAGCUAGAUGGUGCCUUGCAUAGCUGACACUGCUGACGGUGUGUGAAUGUGAGGCAAAAUGUAAAGCGCUUUGCAUGGCCAUUGGUCUAUGAAAGCGCUAUAUAGAUGCAGUCCAUUUACUAUUUAAAAAUGGGGCACUAUCCAAUGCCAUUAUAAAGCUGAAAAGAGCCUGUAUAUUAUUUAAUAUAACUCCCUGUGUUUGGCUGAAAGAAGAAAGUCAUUUACACUUAUGACGGCUUGAGGGUGAGUAAAAUAUGGGCUAAUUUUCAUUUUUUGGUGAACUAUUCCUUUAAGGUCAAUGAUUCGUUAGCUGCUCUGUAAGUCUCUUAAUAAGAUCUCAUGACUCAAUUAUCACUGACCUCAUCGGUUUGCCCUUUAUUCAUUUAAACUAGCAAAGCAACGGGAUGGAUCAGAGAUGAUGAAGAUGAAGUACAGCAUGGUUUGAGGGCGGAGUGCCUUAAGCAGACGAUUUGUUGCUUUAUGAGCUCCAAGUUUUGGGCAACAACAUCCAGACUGAAGGAACAGUACAUAGGCUGCUAUUCAUUUUACUGCAUUUAAUACUUGUUAAACUGUAUGACAGUAAAGUCGGAUCUGUACAAUCAUUUUUUUCACAAACGGUCCCCAGAGAGGCUGGUGUUUUGUCUGCAGUAUAGAUGUAUCGCUAAAAGACCGAAAUGCUAUUUUCGUACAUAUAUAGAGUUGCUUUUAAGAGAAGUGCAGAUAUUUAUUCAUGUUAUCUGGGAAGAACGGGGUUCGGGUGAGCACUUUUGUCUAUUAUUAGACAGUAGCUGUGAUAUACAUACUGUAUAAAUGAAGGUUCGGUAUAUGUUAUGGAUCCAUGAUAUUCAUUGGAUAAUUUUAAGCGGGCAGAAUUUCAAUAGUUUUGUGUGUAAAUGACUUUCACAUGACUCGCUUCAAUGCAAUCUUAACAUGAGCGUCUUAUCUCUACAAUAAAACAAUGCAGAUUUUUCUUUGCAUGAAGGGCAAAAUGAUGCCAGGUAGAAAGAAAAUUGAAUAAAAUUUAAACAAUCAACAGAAAACAAAUCUUUCAAUGCAUUUGGGAAAUUGACAUGAAUCGUGUGAAAGUGCUAUAUAUCAGGGCUGUAGCUGGGAUGAAAAGUGGGAGUAUUUGUGUGAGUAUAACCAAUAAGACGGUUAAGGUGUAGCAGAAUAAAUUGUUACAUCUGGGCCUUAGUUUACAUAAUAUAAUUUUGCUAGCACUUAAAAAUCUUUAACACCAAAGGUGCUUCAUUAUGUAUUAUACUUUGUAAUACUGUCUAAAGUUAUAUGUCACAUUUUCACCCAUUUGAUCGUUUUGCUAAUCUUUAAUUACUUUAAUUCAUACGUGUCAAGUUUCUCAUCAUCUCAGCGUGAGUGCAAGGAACCCUUAGACAAGACCUCUUCUUUUCUCCCCAUUGUCAUAACAUCACCUUCAUCAUAUUCAUCUCCCACAGAAAUAAAGCAAUGACUGGCUCCACUGACGCUCAACUAUUGUAGAUGACAAGGAGAGACGACAAUGAUCUAGUCAUUACAAGACAGCAAAUAUUUCCAAGAUAAAGACGAAUUAAUUGAAGCAUUCCACGAGUGAUUGUGCCUUUGUGGCUAUUAAAUAGUAAGUGGUUCGUCUUUAUAAAACCCAGACGGAGAAUGGCAUUGUCAAAGCAAGUGCAUUUCCAUAGAGUGCCGGCUAGGAUUAUCUGCGCAUAUGAAUGAGAUGAAUAAUUUCAUUCGCAGCUAUGAAAUCUCUCCCAUAGAGUUAGACAGGAACCGAAUGGUUUUGUUUGAAGAAUAAGAACCAAGGAAUUGUAAAGCCAGAAACAUACUCUUAGCAAAAAUACAGAUGUGCAAAUGCCCUGCCAGAAUGCACUCCUGUUAUUGUUGCAAGAGAGUGAACUUCAAAUUCCUGUGUAAUUUUUUAGGCAGUUGUUUCUAAACUUUUUAACAUUUAAGCAAACUUAAGUCUUAAUGGGAUUACAUCAUCAUAACGUGGACCAGGGCUACAUUGUCAGAAAUAAAAUGGUAAAAAAAUAGUCCCAUGGCAUUAAAAGGUCCUAAUAUGUAUCAUUUAUGUUACCAAUAGGUACCUUUGGUGUUCUAAUAUGCACUCUUUGGUACCAAAAUGUACCUCUCAGAUACCAAUAUGACCAUUUAGGUGCCAAGGUGUAAUUUUUGAAAGGGUACAGCCCCAGUGACAACUAGGGACCUUCUUUAUUGUUUAUUCUGACAGUGUAGGGACCUUCUCCACUAUUACAGUAGGCCUGAAACUGAAUUAUUUACACCUGAUUUGAGUUAUAAAUUUGCAUUUUGACCCAUUUUCGAAAACAUUUGUUUAUGUUUUUGUGUAGAGUAUAUUUCUGGCUUGUGUGAGUCUGUGUAUUUGUUGAAAGAGAAAAUAACUGCUUUCCCAUCUUAUUUGGUCUCUGCUGAGUUUGCCAAAUGCUGAAGAGACAUUAAUAAAUGAUGUAACAAGAAAAAAUAGUGCGAUUCAACAUGAUAAAUAGCGUGAUUCGAAAUAAGAUGAUUUAUCGGUGGAGAUGUGGAGACGUGCCCAACGUGGGCUCUGUAUCACUGUGUAGAACUUAAAGAACAGCGCGGUUCACCCUGUACAGUUACAGAAACUAUAAAUAUGACACUAUGUAUUAUGACCUAGUCACAAAAAAACUGUAAGUGAGCUACUAUUUUUAUGAAAUGCAACUCAAUGGAUAUAUACUUACUUUUGCAGAACUCUUGUUUACUGUAUGAUAUUUACUGAAAUACUGUCAAAUUAAACCUUGAC